Molecule: messenger RNA, 1206 nt
Organism: Kwoniella shivajii
Lineage: Eukaryota; Fungi; Basidiomycota; Tremellomycetes; Tremellales; Cryptococcaceae
Exons: 7
Coding region: 1-1206 (401 amino acids)
Molecular function (GO): oxidoreductase activity; FMN binding
Source: RefSeq, a predicted model, not a curated record
AUGUCAUUCAUCUCUCCUACUCCAUCGCUCAAUGGGAUAAUCGAGAAGUUUCCACUUGGAGCUUCAUUUUCAACUUCGACCUCGGCUACGACUACGACUACGACUUCAUCCUCAGAUGGAACUUCAGAGAAAACUCCUUCUGGCGAAAACAAGACUCUUGAUCAGGGUGAAACCCUGUUCACUCCUAUUAGAAUAGGUGAUAUUCAAUUAGAUCAUAGGAUUGUCAUGUGUCCUUUGACUAGACACCGUGCUAGCCAGCAAGGAGUUCAUGGUGAACUGGGUAAAACAUAUUAUGGUCAAAGAGCUACUAAAGGAGGCCUGAUCAUCACUGAGGGCACGAUCGUAUCUCAAGAAGCAGGUGGAGAAGCGAAUGUACCUGGUAUAUACUCUGAUGAACAGGUUGAAGCUUGGAAGGAGAUCACUAAAAAUGUACAUGACAAAGAGGGGAAAAUAGUCUGUCAACUUUGGUCAUUGGGGCGAGUAGCAGAUCCAUCACUAGUCGAAAAAGUCUAUUCACCCAAUAAUAUCCCUUACAUGUCGACUGAAAGAGGACCCCACAUGCCAGCGUUGACAGUGAUGACUGAAGAUGAUAUUAAGAGAUUUGUGAAUUCCUACAAAGAAGCAGCGAGGAAUGCUGUACGAGCUGGAUUUGACGGUGUGGAAAUACACGCUGCUAAUGGAUAUUUGAUUGAUCAGUUUCUGCAAACCAACUCCAACACACGAGAAGAUUCAUACGGUGGAUCGUUGCUUGACAGAUCACGAUUCCUCUUCCAAAUUAUCGAAUCAGUCAUCUCUGUGAUUGAGGAAAAUAAAGUCGGUAUUAGGUUAUCGCCUUAUUCGACAUUUCAAGGAAUGAGAAUGAUCAACCCGUUAGAAACCUUCCUUCCUCUACUCGAAGGAAUCAUGAAUAAACAUCCCAAUUUGGCUUAUAUCCAUGUGAUAGAAGGAGAUCAAUCUGGAGAUGACACGAAAGAGCUCAGACAAGUGGUGAUGAGCAAAGGGAAUGGAACGGGAUAUAUCUCUGCUGGAGGAUAUCAAGUUGAUCAAGCUAGAAAAGUGGUAAAUCAGCAUGGAGGGAUGAUAGGAUUUGGAAGAUAUUUCAUAUCCAAUCCAGAUCUACCUGCUCGUAUUCAGAGUGAUUUGCCCUUGAGUGAAUGGGACGAAUCUACGUUCUAUACUAAUUCAGCUGAAGGUUAUAUUGAGUGA